AGGUGGCGGGGGGGGUUUGAUUUCCAUCACCCCUAGGGAGAGAGGAUCGGGGACCCGCUGAUCUUCCAGCUCCCCUCACCCAACGUCGUGCACGUUGCAGAGAGGUCUUUCUGUCCUUCAUGAACACGCGUGUGGUGGACAGAUGACUGUCCCCCACCCUGUGCUGUUCUAGGUGCCCUGGACGUGGAGCUGUCCAGUAGGGGGAAGGAUGGAUUCCAAAGAUGACAGCUCACACGUGUGGUCUACAUCUACAGAACAUGAAGAGAAUGCUGCACAGGUGCACUUUGUUCCUGACGCUGGAACUGUGGCUCAGAUUGUCUACACUGAUGACCAGGUUCGUCCACCCCAGCAGGUGGUAUACACGGCAGAUGGUGCCUCCUACGCUUCAGUGGACGGUCCUGAGCAUACGCUGGUGUACAUCCAUCCUGUGGAAGCUGCACAGACUCUGUUUACAGACCCAGGGCAGGUAGCUUAUGUCCAGCAGGAUGCUACAGCUCAGCAGGCCUCAUUACCGGUGCAUAACCAGGUGUUACCUUCAAUUGAGGGUGUGGACGGUUCAGACCCUUUGGCAACACUGCAGAACCCUAUGGGUAGACUGGAGGCCAAAGAGGAAGAGGAUGAGGAUGAGGAUGAAGACACUGAGGAAGAAGAGGAGGAGGAUGGUGAAGACACAGACCUGGAUGACUGGGAACCGGAUCCGCCUCGGCCCUUUGACCCGCAUGACUUAUGGUGUGAAGAGUGUAAUAACGCUCAUUCUUCAGUGUGCCCAAAGCAUGGCCCCUUGCAUCCAAUCCCCAAUCGGCCUGUGCUCACUAGAGCGCGAGCGAGCCUCCCCCUGGUCCUCUACAUCGACAGGUUCCUUGGAGGGGUGUUCUCCAAAAGGCGCAUUCCCAAGCGCACCCAGUUUGGCCCUGUGGAGGGACCCCUUGUCAGGGAGUCCGAACUGAAAGACUGUUACAUUCAUCUGAAGGUUUCUCUUGAGAAAGGGGACAGAAAAGACAGGGAUUUGCAUGAAGACCUGUGGUUUGAGUUGUCUGAUGAGACCCUGUGUAACUGGAUGAUGUUCGUACGUCCAGCCCAGAAUCACCUGGAGCAGAACCUGGUGGCUUACCAAUAUGGCCACCAUGUGUAUUACACAACAAUAAAGAAUGUAGAACCCAAACAGGAACUGAAGGUGUGGUAUGCUGCAUCCUAUGCUGAGUUUGUGAACCAGAAAAUUCAUGACAUUUCUGAGGAAGAAAGGAAAGUUCUUCGCGAGCAGGAGAAGAAUUGGCCCUGCUACGAAUGUAACCGCCGAUUUAUAAGCUCGGAGCAGUUGCAGCAGCAUCUCAAUUCCCAUGAUGAAAAACUGGAUGUGUUUAGCAGAACAAGAGGCAGAGGAAGGGGACGAGGCAAGAGGCGAUUUGGCCCAGGUCGACGGCCAGGGCGCCCUCCAAAAUUUAUCCGCUUGGAAAUAACCAGCGAAAAUGGGGAAAAGUGUGAUGACACGACACAGGACUUGCUACAUUUUUCCACCAAGGAGCAGUUUGAUGAGGCUGAGCCAGCGACUCUGAACGGGCUGGAUCAACCAGAGCAGACUGCUCUCCCCAUCCCACAGCUGCCACAGGACACCCAGCCUUCUCUGGAGCAUGAGCCAGAGACUCACAGCCUGCAUCUGCAGCCCCAGCAUGAGGAGAGCGCGCUGCCUGCCCAGAGCACUCUGACGGCCGAUGACAUGCGCAGAGCCAAGCGUAUCCGAAAUGCAGCUCUUCAGCAUCUGUUUAUCCGGAAGUCCUUCCGGCCUUUUAAGUGUUUGCAAUGUGGGAAGGCCUUCCGUGAAAAGGACAAACUGGACCAACAUUUGCGCUUCCACGGGCGGGAGGGGAACUGCCCGCUGACCUGUGAUCUCUGUAACAAGGGCUUCAUCAGCAGUGCGUCCUUGGAGAGCCACAUGAAGCUCCAUUCAGAUCAGAAGACUUAUUCUUGCAUUUUUUGCCCAGAAUCCUUUGACCGCCUUGAUUUGUUGAAGGAUCAUGUGGCCAUUCAUAUCAAUGAUGGCUGCUUCACCUGCCCAACCUGUAAGAAACGAUUCCCAGAUUUUAUCCAGGUGAAAAAGCACGUGCGAAGCUUCCACUCGGAAAAGAUCUACCAGUGUACAGAGUGCGACAAGGCCUUCUGUCGUCCUGACAAACUGCGUCUCCACAUGCUCCGACAUUCGGACCGCAAAGAUUUCCUGUGUUCCACAUGUGGAAAGCAAUUCAAGCGAAAAGACAAACUACGGGAACAUAUGCAGAGGAUGCAUAAUCCUGAGAGAGAGGCCAAGAAAGCCGACCGCAUCAGCCGCUCCAAGACGUUCAAGCCUCGUAUCACGUCCACGGACUACGACAGCUUCACGUUCAAGUGCCGCCUGUGUAUGAUGGGCUUCCGGAGACGGGGCAUGCUGGUAAAUCACUUAUCAAAGAGGCACCCAGACAUGAAGAUAGAAGAGGUGCCAGAGUUAACUCUGCCCAUCAUAAAACCCAACCGCGAUUACUUUUGUCAGUAUUGUGAUAAGGUUUAUAAAAGUGCCAGCAAGCGAAAAGCCCAUAUUCUGAAGAACCAUCCAGGGGCUGAGCUCCCACCAAGCAUUCGCAAACUCCGUCCAGCUGGCCCUGGAGAACCAGACCCCAUGCUGAGCACCCACACCCAACUCACUGGCACGAUCGCCACCCCUCCUGUCUGCUGCCCUCACUGCUCCAAACAGUACAGCAGCAAGACCAAGAUGGUACAACACAUUCGAAAGAAGCAUCCAGAGUAUGCCCAGCUCCCUAACACCUUACAUACACCACUGACAACAGCCGUGAUCAGUGCUACCCCAGCUGUGUUAACCACAGACAGUGCCACUGGAGAGACCGUGGUGACAACAGACCUCCUGACCCAAGCCAUGACAGAGCUGUCCCAGACGUUAACAACAGAUUACCGGACACCGCAAGGGGACUACCAGAGAAUUCAGUAUAUUCCUGUGUCACAGUCUACAUCUGGUCUUCAGCAACCGCAGCAUAUACAGCUGCAGGUGGUGCAAGUAGCUCCGGCCACAUCCCCUCACCAGUCUCAGCAGUCCACCGUGGACGUUGGCCAGCUCCACGAUCCUCAGACCUACGCCCAGCAUGCCAUCCAGGUGCAGCACAUCCAAGUCACAGAGCCCACUGCCCCUGCUUCGUCGUCAUCCCAGGUAUCUGGGCAGCCCUUGAGCCCUGCCUCCCAGCAGUCCCAGCAAGGGCUCAGUCCCUCCCAUAUACAAGGCAGUUCCUCCACACCCGGCCAGGCUCUCCAGCAGCAGCAGCAGGGCUCCUCUGUACAACACACCUACCUACCCAACGCUUGGAAUUCUUUCCGUGGCUACUCAUCAGAGAUUCAAAUGAUGACGCUUCCCCCAGGUCAGUUUGUGAUUACAGACAGCAGUGUGGCCACUCCUGUCACCACUGGCCAAGUGAAGGCAGUUACGCCGGGUCAUUAUGUGUUAUCAGAAGGUCAACCAGAAUUGGAGGAAAAACAAGCUUCUGCUCUCUCUGCGGGAGUCCAGGUUCAGCCAGCCACACAUGGUGACUUGGACCCCCAGACCACCAGCCAACAGCAGCCCACACAGUACAUCAUUACAGCCACCACCAACGGGAAUGGGAGCAGUGAAGUGCAUAUCACUAAACCUUAACUUCCACCCUGGAGCUAGAAUCCAACAGUCACACCAUGUCUUUUCUCAUUCAGAAGUCUGAAAGCUUCCAACAGUUGGAACUCUUUUUUAAGAUUUAUCAUUCACUCAAGAAUUUGGCAACCACAGUUUUGACACUGUACACACCCCAGGGCUUCUUUUAUCAAGGUCAUCUUUACCAAAAUGACUCUUCAAACCCUAGGAACUUCUGCCAUGGAAUGGAGACCUUUAAGUGGAAAGUGGAUUUCAAGGUGGAGAGACUUUGCCUUGCUCUUGGGUUGUUUUUUUUUUAAUACAUUGGUGGGCCUUACUUUUCCUUUGUGGAAAUAUUAAGUGGUGUAUCACGUUUGUACCAAAGGUGGAGAAAGGAUGUGCCAAGUUCAUGGCCACUGGACUUCUUAAUUCCGCGCUGUGGCACCAUAGGAGAGGGGCAUUUCAUUAGGUCAGAACUGCUUCAUCUUUUGAGUUUGCAUUUUCAGUAACUUAACAAAGGGAGCCUAUUGAAUAUGAAAAUAAAAAUGAUGAAUAGGUUUGACA
Messenger RNA from Panthera uncia (snow leopard), 4201 nucleotides. It is a transcript of the gene PRDM10, whose product is annotated as PR/SET domain 10. The transcript has 22 exons. NCBI's taxonomy places the organism in Eukaryota, Metazoa, Chordata, Mammalia, Carnivora, Felidae. The coding region runs from base 209 to 3667 and encodes 1152 amino acids. The record is from RefSeq and is a predicted model, not a curated record. Gene Ontology annotation, molecular function: protein binding. Gene Ontology annotation, cellular component: nucleus.